This is a messenger RNA of Echinops telfairi (small Madagascar hedgehog), 1356 nucleotides long. It is a transcript of the gene STXBP3, whose product is annotated as syntaxin binding protein 3. NCBI's taxonomy places the organism in Eukaryota, Metazoa, Chordata, Mammalia, Afrosoricida, Tenrecidae. The transcript is spliced from 15 exons. Gene Ontology annotation, biological process: neurotransmitter secretion; vesicle-mediated transport; intracellular protein transport. Gene Ontology annotation, molecular function: syntaxin binding. Gene Ontology annotation, cellular component: plasma membrane; secretory granule. The coding region runs from base 56 to 1333 and encodes 425 amino acids. The record is from RefSeq and is a predicted model, not a curated record.
GCCCAAGGAGGUUGGGAGUGGGAGGUGGCGGCUGAGCCCGGUAGUGCCUUGGAAGAUGGCGCCGCCGGUGACGGAACGGGGGCUGAAGAGCGUCGUGUGGCAGAAAAUAAGAACUUCUGUGUUUGAUGACUGCAAGAAAGAAGGCGAAUGGAAGAUAAUGCUGUUAGAUGAAUUUACUACGAAGCUUUUGGCCUCAUGUUGCAAGAUGACAGAUCUUUUAGCAGAGGGCAUAACUGUGGUGGAGAAUGUUUAUAAGAAUCGUGAACCUGUAAGACAAAUGAAAGCGCUUUAUUUUAUCACUCCAACAUCAAAGUCUGUAGAUUGUUUUCUACGUGAUUUUUCAAGUAAGUCGGAGAACAAAUAUAAGGCAGCGUAUCUAUACUUCACUGACUUUUGCCCUGAUAGUCUCUUCAACAAAAUUAAAGCUUCUUGUUCUAAGUCAAUCAGAAGAUGUAAAGAAAUAAAUAUUUCCUUCAUUCCACUUGAAUCUCAGGUGUAUACUCUUGAUGUACCAGAUGCAUUCUAUUACUGUUACAGUCCAGACCCUAAUAAUGCAAAUGAAAAAGAUGCCAUUAUGGAAGUGAUGGCUGAGCAGAUAGUUACAGUAUGUGCCACCCUGGAUGAAAAUCCUGGAGUAAGAUAUAAAAGCAAACCUUUAGAUAAUGCCAAUAAACUUGCACAGCUUGUUGAAAACAAACUUGAAAACUACUACAAACUGGAUGAAAAGAGCCAAAUAAAGGGGAAAACACAUUCCCAGCUCUUGAUAAUUGACCGUGGCUUUGAUCCUGUCUCCACUGUCCUGCAUGAACUGACCUUUCAGGCAAUGGCAUACGAUCUACUACCAAUUGAGAAUGAUACAUACAAAAUUCUCUCACAACUUGACAGGGAAAUUCCCAAGCUUAUGAAAGAAAUUUCAUCAACAAAGAAAGCAACAGAAGGAAAGACAUCACUGAGUGCUCUUGCCCAGCUGAUGAAAAAGAUGCCCCAUUUCCGUAAACAGAUUACUAAGCAAGUUGUCCAUCUGAACUUAGCCGAAGACUGCAUGAAUAAAUUCAAGCCUAAUAUAGAAAAACUAUGCAAAACUGAACAGGUGUGUACAGAGUCAGAAACACCUGGCUAUCAGCACAGCUGGGACAUCGUCCUGCCCAAGUCACAGCAGGCGAGACCACAAAGAAAGGAUCGGACUGCAGAAGAAACUUUUCAGCUCUCUCGAUGGACACCUUUUAUCAAAGAUAUUAUGGAGGAUGCCAUUGAUAACAGAUUAGAGUCAAGAGAGUGGCCAUAUUGCUCACAGUGCCCAGCAGUUUGGAAUGGCUCCGGAGCUGUGAGGUAAACAUUAAAAACAAAGCCAGUGAA